Messenger RNA from Dermatophagoides farinae (American house dust mite), 1194 nucleotides. The record is from RefSeq and is a predicted model, not a curated record. Lineage: Eukaryota; Metazoa; Arthropoda; Arachnida; Sarcoptiformes; Pyroglyphidae.
UUGAAUUCUUUGUCUCAUUCUGAGUAUUCUAUUUUUGAACUUUGGGCCGAUGAUGAUUUGGUCAAGAUCAUUAAUCAGGAAACUCCUGAAAAUGUUUCUCAAUAUGUUAGAAACAACGAGUUUCAUGGUAAACUCCGAUUGAUGAUCUAUGGAGAUGAAUUCGGAGUGUGUCGGGCUGUAAGAGAAUCGUCCGACAAGUAUAAACAGUAUGUCAUUUAUAUUGACAUUGACAAUAGAAUUAAAAAUUCUAAAAUCAAGGACAUACAUUUAGUCUUGAUUUGGCGUUCAAGCGAUCUGAAAAAAUCUGGUCGAUCGCUUGAACAUAUAACUGCUCCACUUUGUGACGACAUCAAUAAGUUGUCAAAUAGUGGAAUUUCAUAUGUUUUGGAUGGCGAAAGCAUCAGAAUUCCUUUCUGUGUUUCGCAUAUCCUUGGCGAUAACCUAGGUGUUGCUCACUUGUUGGGCUUCCGUAUGUCAUUCGGCAAUGCCUUCAUCUGCAGGUUUUGUGCACUUCAAUAUUCCGAUUUAAAAUCAUUGGACAAGAAUGGAAAUGAUAAAUAAGUUUUCACUUCAGCAGAACCCAGAUCACUCCAUUAACCAGAUUUUCACGUUAAUCAGAUAUUCACGUUAACCAGAUAUAUCAGCUUUGUAUUGAUUAUAGAGCCCUGAAUCGCAUCACUAUUGAUGAAAAAUUAGGAUAAAUUGUUUUCAGAUUGCUCCACCUGAUAUUUUCCAUGAUUUAUGUGAAGUUACUUUCUCUAAGAUCAUUGGAAAAAUAUUCCAUGGUUUAAAAGCAAAAUUCGGUUUGCAGUUUGUUAAGAAUAGAUAUAAUUCUUUUCAAUACUUUGUCAACGAUAGGAUAGCUAUAUGCUUUAAUUUUAGAAAAAUUAAAGUUUUAGGGAAAGGUAGCUAGAAAAGAGAAUUACUCAUUCGCCUAAUGGAGUUAUUUCCAUAAAUGAUAGAAAAUCCAUUGGACUUUGGUCUCUACUUGGCGGCCAGAAAUCUGAUUUUUCUAGCUAGAAUAUUCUUCUUCCGUUUGGCAACAAACGGAAAGAAAUUUUCAAGUGACCUGUAUACGAAAUGGAAUAUUCCUAAGUUCCAUUAUGUUAUCCACUAUCUAGAAUUGUUACUUUUUUAUUUGUUAUAAAAGUUAUUCAUUUAUUACUACAUAUUUGGUAGCAGAUCGUGUUUACA